AAAUCAAACAACCCGGAAAGCGGUGACAAUAAACUGUAAUGGCUGACUGCAGCAGCUGGUCAAACAAAACAUACUCUGGCUUCUAGUAGUUUCUUAACCUGUGAUUUAAUUGACCUAUUGGUUACGAGGAGGACAAACAGGUAGAUGUAGUGGUAGUGAAAAAGAAAAAGCAAGCUAAGCCGUUGUGAACGUGUUGGAUAACAAGGUUAAAGUCCAUCUCAUUUCCUCAGACAUUCACAAUGGCUCAGAGCUUUUUAAUGGAGGUGUGUGUGGACUCCGUGGAGUCUGCUGUCAAUGCUGAACGGGGAGGUGCAGGUCGGCUUGAGUUGUGUUCAAGUCUCCUGGAGGGGGGGCUGACUCCCAGUCUAGGUCUCCUUCAGGUCAUCAAGCAGUACAUCAAAAUCCCUGUCUAUGUGAUGGUACGGCCUCGUGGUGGAGACUUCCUCUACUCAGACCAGGAAGUGGAGGUGAUGAGGAAGGACAUAGAGCUAAUGAAGAGCCAUGGAGCUGAUGGACUCGUGCUGGGAGCUCUUACCGAGGACGGACGGGUGGACUCAGAGCUCUGCAUGGAGUUAAUGGCGGCUGCUCGUCCUUUGCCCGUCACCUUCCACCGAGCUUUUGACAUGGUUCACGACCCGGCGGUUGCUCUGGAGGCCCUUAUAUCGUUGGGCUUCCAGCGCGUGUUGACCAGUGGCUGCGACAGCUCUGCUUUGGAGGGGCUUCCCCUUAUUAAGCGACUCACCGAUCAAGCGAAGGGGAGAAUUAUCGUCAUGCCAGGAGGGGGGGUCACAGAAAGGAACCUGCAGAGAAUACUGGAGGGCUCAGGGGCUCAGGAGUUUCACUGCUCUGCUCGCUCCAGCAGGGACUCUGCAAUGAAGUUCAGGAACACAUGCGUGAUGAUGGGAGCUGCCUUCUCAGCACCUGAGUACGGCCUGAAGGUGGCAGACAUCAGCAAAGUCCGGACUCUAAACGCAAUUGCCAAAAACACCCUGUGACUGACAGAUUGGGAGUCGUGACAGGCAACAUAGGAAUACCUCAAAAGUUAUCACAACUAUUUACACAGAUGUGUGGUGUUUUUAUUUUCAUUUGCCACAGUGUUUUCUAUCGUAAUUCAUGAAAAAUUCUUAAUCAAACAUUUGGUUGUUGGAGCUCAGGGAGAACACUGUAGCCUUUUUGGAACUACAGUCCAUGAAAGUAUCUUACUUAGCUGUGAAUGAUUCACAAGUAUGAUUGUGCAUCAAUGACAACAAUCAGAUAAGACACACAGCAAAGAACCAACAGACAGUAAUGUUUGAGAAAGCACAAAAAUUAAUAGUGUUGGUCUGUGUCUGGGUUUGGGAUUCUAUGAUUUGUGGAUUUAUGAAGGAAUGCCAGUGUGAAGAUCUGUAAUUGUGUCAAACAAAUCUGUAAUUGUGCAUUUGUUCUAAUAAAUGGAAAAGAAAUGUGCAAAUACACACAUCUGUAAUACAAAUCUGGUGAGAAAUGGUAUUUCUAAGUUCUCACAUGCAGAUUUCACUCGCAGUGUGAAUAUGUUGUAAGCAGCUAUCUAAAAAUCCUCUAUGAAAAGGUAAUAAUUGCUUAAUAAAU
Messenger RNA from Menidia menidia (Atlantic silverside), 1587 nucleotides. NCBI's taxonomy places the organism in Eukaryota, Metazoa, Chordata, Actinopteri, Atheriniformes, Atherinopsidae. The record is from the annotation of a GenBank genome assembly.